AGAAUUCACUUUACAUUGCUGGUCAGUGGCAAGAAAACUCCUUACUUUGGUAAGGUGUCCCUUGCAUUGAUGGUGGGGGAAGAAUGUCCCAUGCUCCUUACAUGGUGGUAAGUGGGGAAGAAUGUCCCUUGCAUUGAUGGUCAGUGGGAAGAAUGUUUCCCACAUGCUCCUUACAUUGGUGGUCAGUGGGAAGAAUGUCCCUUGCAGUGAUGGUCAGUGGGAAGAAUGUUCCUUACAUUAGUGGUCAUUGAGAAGAAUGCCCCCCUUACAUUGGUGGUCAGUGGGAAGAAUGUCCCUUGCAUUGAUGGUCAGUGGGAAGAAUGUUCCUUACAUUGGUGGUCAGUGGGAAGAAUGUUCCUUAUAUUGGUGGUCAUUGGGAAGAAUGCUCCUUACAUUGGAGGUCAUUGUGAAGAAUGCUCGUUACUUUGGUGGUAUUUGGGAAAAAUGUUCCUUACAUUGGUGGUCAUUGGGAAGAAUGUCCCCUUACAUUAGUGGUCAGUAGGAAGAGUGCUCCUUACACUGUUGGUCAGUGGGAAGAAUCCCCUCUUACAGAUCACUAAUAUGAUAAUUUGUGUCUUUGGUGUCUUAUCUGAGGAGCAGAAGUUGCUC
Molecule: messenger RNA, 609 nt
Organism: Staurois parvus
Lineage: Eukaryota; Metazoa; Chordata; Amphibia; Anura; Ranidae
Source: the annotation of a GenBank genome assembly